Molecule: messenger RNA, 798 nt
Organism: Symbiodinium sp. CCMP2592
Lineage: Eukaryota; Dinophyceae; Suessiales; Symbiodiniaceae
Source: the annotation of a GenBank genome assembly
AUGCGCGACACCGAGGAGUCUGGGGAGCUUGGAGGUAAGGCAGUGCCACACGAGCCGCCUCACCUCUGCUGCCCAAUUACUCAUGCCUUGUACGAAGAUCCGGUCGUGGCUAUGUCUGGAAACACCUACGAACGGGCCGCCAUCGUGGCCUACUGGGAUCAACAGGAGAACCUUUGUGAUCCUCUGACAAAUGUGCCUUUGCAGAAUGCCACCUUGAUCCCCAACUGGGACAAGCGGCGAGAGGUCCAAAGCUUCCUGGCCAAGCACCCAGAGCUCAAAGAGCAGAGGGAGAGGGACGCAGCGGAGCUUACGCCACGGCCGCUGAGGAGAGGGGACUCCUCCAUGUCAAGGCUGACGAUGUCCCAGUCCGUGCGAGUCGAGCGGACGGAGGAAGUGGGAUUGUUCUCCCUCCAGUUCCCGGUAGAGAUGCCCACAAGCUUGCAGUAUCGUAUUCAGGAAGAUGAGUUCCGAAGCUUGGUGCAGAAGCUGAACGAGAAGCUGCAAGGAACUGAGCCCAGCUUGCUAAGGAAGCUGGCAACUACAGGAGCUUUUGCACUUCUCUGUGCGGGACUUACUAUGAGGAGGCCUCGAAGUUGCAUCGUUUCCGGUACAUCCGCCCUCUCCUUCCUGUACCUCUGCCGCAUGCCAGAAGGCAACUCGACGGCAGCAUGCCGGAAAGAAGCGGAGCGAUUCUUUCGGGAAGAGUUCGUGCCGUUUUUCCAAGUCCGAGGUGUCCAGGUACAGACUGCCAACGUCUCGAGUGUUUGCUACGCUUCAGAGCUUCUGCUGUCGUGCUAA